UUAUUGCCUGAAAUUAAUUGGAGAUCAUUUCCGGCUUGGGAAGCACCUGGUUGGUUUGAAGUGACAUCGAGAAGAUCUUCUAACGACAAGAAAAGGGCUGAGAGGAAAGUCAGAGCAGAUUAUUCAACCUCAAACAAGACUUUCAAACCAAGUGACCAUGGUGUUAUGGCUGGGACUUUUUCUUCCUCUUGUAGGGGUUGUGGCGCUUGCAAUAUUUCUUAUCUGGGCUGUUGUUGUGACAUUAUACUUUGCAUCUCCCCAUGUCUUGAGCCACGUCAUACACAGGUGUGAAAAAAAUGCUAAUUGUAGAAACUGUUUAUAAAAGUGCGCCGCAUUUUGAUCAGCUAUCAUUAUCACUUACUUUCUUAUUCACGCUAGCUUUACCUCUGUAUGUACAGAAAUUCGAAGAGAGAUCUUGUAGUUCUCAUAAUACGCCCUUAGAAGGCUGGGUGUGAACGUUUGUUAACUUUCGUUUUUAAACUUCAAAGAAUCUGCAAAAUGCGAUAGAAUCUGAUGAUUUGACGAUUUAUUGUUUCAUUCGUUGACUAAAUUAAUACACACGCAUAUUACCAAAGGGAUUCUGUUUCUGUGUUUGCUGUACUUCGCAGUUGUCACGUAUAUUUCUUACUCCAUCGCGUGAUUACAAGCCAAUUUUCAGGUCUUAGUUUAGGAUUUCAGUGUAUUUCUUGAUAUCGAAACAAACAAAGUGUUUAUGUUGGCAUAUUCUGAAAGGAAAAUUGUGAUAAAAGUGAAUUUGAUAAAUACUGUUUGUAUGUGGUACUUCGGAAGUAAUAUGAUUUACUUUGUCCUAGAUUAGUGUUCCUUAGUGUUGCUUACGGAUAACCUUCCUUUCUUAAUUUGAAUUUUGGACAAUUCUUAGAAAUAACCUUUAGUUUGCUUUCAUAUCAAAUUUAAACACAAUUCUUUUCAAUUUUGGUGACUGAACGUCAAAGUUUGGACGCCAAAAAACAUGUAGAAUUCGAUAAAUUUAUAUGAAUUCAAGACUAUGACCUCAUCUUCUGACAUCUAAGACAGAAUUAAACAUGUUUUAUCUUGAAACAAAACUAAACUUCUGAAAUUCAUUGAAAACUGACCAAGUCACUCAAAGAUUGGAAACAAAUCUUUUGGUUACAAGAAAAGAGAUGGCAAUCUUGAGAUGUUUUUUAGAAUGUUAGUAUUUUUUUUAAAAAACUUUAAGUUAAAAGAUAGCACAACAAGUCGUGGGGUUCUUUUAAACAUUCAUUACAUUGUUCUGUUAAUAUCAGGAUUAGUUUGUCUCAGCAUGGGUUAAAAUUGUUGUUUUAUUACUACCUGUCAUGAUUGGCUCUUAAUUUUCCUUGAUUUGGUUAAUUUUUCAAUGCCCAUGCAGUUUACUUAUUAUAAAUAGAGUAAAAUCAGUCCCCCAAAGAAUGUUCCUGAUUGUUUUCUUGAGUCUCAAUUCAGCAAAAUGAACUUCAUAAGGAAGCUCUAGCUGAAGAAAUUUCUAAAAAGGAACAGGCUUCCUUUUCUGCAAUUUAAUCAAUUGAAGUUCAACAGUAAGGAUUAUCUAAUGAUUUUUCAUCAGGUCAAAAUAUGAUUUAUUUCAUCUAAUUGCAUUUCUUCUGUCCCCUUAACCUUUUCCCUUCCCAGAUCUCUGCCCAUUUUUUUACCCAUUUAACAAAUCACUGAUCUUGUUUCCAGGUUAACAAUAUUUAGAGGAGGGUUUACCUUGAAGUAUGUGUCAGUGGGAGACUUCACAUUUAGCUACGUUGAGAGAGGGAAAAGUGAAAAGGCAGAAAAUGUCAUUCUGAUGGUUCAUGGUUUUACAGGAGAUAAAGGUAUUUGGUGUCUUAUGGGAAAAGCCAUACCUAAGACAUUUCAUCUGGUAGCGGUAGAUCUUCCAGGACAUGGGUAUACUACCCGAAAACACCAUGAUGAUCAUUCUAUUCCAGCUCAAGUUGCCAAACUUCAUCAGGUACAUAUGAAAUAAUUCUUUCAAACAAGCCAGUAAAGUUUAUGCAUAGCAAUUCAAGUUCUAGUUUUACAAUCAAAUGUAAUAAUCAGAUUUUUCUGCUUUACUAUCCUUGCCAUUAUUGUUCAGUUGUGAGCUCUCUGCUCUCCAGCUUCACUCCACUGAAUGUACUAAUGUGCCUUCGAUGUACCCUCCCACCAAAAUUCAAUUAAACCAUAGUCACCUGGUGAAUGUCAACUUGGGGUCUUAACAUAAUUAUUCAAGUAUUACACAUAGAUACCAGUACUUAAACAAUCAGAUGAGAACCUUCAAGAACUUGCUGGUCUUUCUCUACCUUUAAACUAUGCUUUGGGCUUCUCACUUCUAUUAUUUAGAGGUCUAAUAUGCUCUUUGCAACAUUGAAAUAAAUUAUAUAGAGAGCUGCUUACUUACUGGUGGGUUAUAAUGUUUCUUUUCAGUUUGUGUUGGCUGUUGGACUGGAUAAGAAGAAGUUUCAUUUAGUUGGUUUGUCCAUGGGCGGCUUUGUGGCUGGUGUGUUUGCAUCACAGUACUCAUCUUUGCUAUCAUCCUUGGUCCUUAUGUGUCCUGCAGGCAUAAAUGCACCAAAAAUGAGUGAUUUCAUCAAUAACAUUGCCAAUGGUGGAAAGAACUAUUUGCUGCCUGACAAUCCUCAGGAUUUUCAGUACAUGAUAAAGAAAGUGUCUCAUCGGAAAAUUUUCAUUCCUUUCUUCAUUGCCAAAAUCAUGUGUGCAGCUAGGAGUCAAUCAAAUUCUUUCUAUGAAAAAGGUAACUCUGAUAACUAUUUUGAGAAUUUAAAAAAGAGUUGCAGUGGUAUAUUUAGGUUCCCUUCAACCCUUUACACCCAAAUGUCAAUAUGUAUAUUCCCCAUACUAUUUUCCAUACAUUUCUUAACCCUUUAACUCCCAGAACUGAUUAACAUGUAACUUCUCCCAAUAAUUUAUAAACAUUUUCCAGCAAAUCAAGGGGUGUGAAUAUUCAAACCUAUCAGGUAGAAGUUGUCAUCCCAAUUGAACACCAAACUCUUGUAACUAGUUUAUGAGGAAAUGUGUAGCAGCCAGAGGGGAAAAUUAACAACUAGAUCUCUGGAGUUAAAGGAUAAAGAUACAAACAAAGAGCAUUUGUUUAACAAUCAAGAGCUUCUUUGGUUGGUAAUCAUUCUUUAUUUCAUGUAAUCUUAAUGUGUGAUUGAGGGGUUAUAUGUCCUGUAGAAAUGAGAUGCUUGUCACCAUUAGGAGUAACAGUGUUACAAGCUGGACAUGUGCAAAGAGAAUGGCUUCUUCUUAAAAUUGGAGUGCUCUGAGUGCCAUGCUUUUGCUGUUGCUAUGUGCAUGCUGCAGUGACUGUGUUAUUCCUUUCAUCACUGAGUUAUUUGCAACACAAGUGAAAUAACUAACAAGUACAUUCCACGUUCUCUUGCGUCUGUUUAGUAGCAGAUCACAAAUGACAUGAAAAUGUGGUAAGAACAUUUAAGUGGCACAUGAGGUGCAGUGCAGUGUGUCACUGAUAUUCUUAGCACAAUUUGAUAUCUUCUGGGAUCUACUACACACAGACUCAUCUAAACAUGAAAUAUAUUUGUUUUAUCUGAUAGUGACAUUAUCAAUGCAUCUGCCCAAGAGAUCAUAGAUAAGAACCAAUCAAAAUACAAGUAUUACUCCAUGAAAUUCAGCCCAUAUAAUUAAUAUUAGAUACUGGUGUCAACUAUGAUUAGUAAAUUAAGGUUGCUAUAAGUUGUUAUUCACAAUUUUUAUCACAUACAGAAAUACAUUUUUAAAAGGAACCUCAUUUCUUUUAUCAUCUUCCUCUCCCUCUUCUUAACCUUGUAAACCCUAAGAGUGACCAGCAUCUGGUUUCUCCUUACAAUAAUACUGCUGAAUCACUCAUUUAAGAUCAUAAGAAUAAAGGAAUGAUCAACAACUAAAGAAGCUCUUGAUUGUCACACAAAUUCUCCUUGUCAGCACCUUAGGAAAUGUUUAGAUAAAAGUAUGGAGAAUAUGCACACUGAUGUUAGGCUGUAAAGGGUUAAAUACAGAAAACCACAACAUUUACCAAAUAUGCAUAUAGGAUAACAUUGGACAUAUUGGGUAUAAUUUUUUUUCACUUUUUGUUCUUAUUUUACAGUUUUGACUGAAAUAGUUCGGCCUGACCAAAGAUAUCUUCUACAGGAUGUUCUGGAGAACAUUGAUGUUCCGACCCUUACGAUGUGGGGCAGUAAUGACCUGGUCAGUAACAAAUUAGCGCAACACAGUCACUAAAUAAAUCAUUUCAAUUCAGCCACUAGAUGGCCGUCGGAGGACAUUUCAAAAGCGAUUUGUGGGUACUUAUGGCUAAUAAUUUAGAACAUGUACAAACCUACAGCAUCUUGACCUUUUCGCAAUGUGUCAUUUUCACAUUUGACACACUAGAUUUUGCGGGUGAAGGUUUUUCUGUAAGGCUGGGAAAGGUUUUACUCAUGACAUUUUUGUGGAAAUGAAAACGAUAACGACUAGAACGAUAUUUUAGAGGUAUCAUUUAAGAGAAUUGCAGCCGAGAAUACCUUUUUAAAUUACCUUCUGUAGUGCGAUUUACCGAUGGAGAUCGUCUGUGUGUGCUAAGCCGGAAAAUUCCCUUUAGCUCACUAUGUGCAGCUUACACUCGCUGACAAAGAAGUUAAGAAAUAAUUGCUCUGCCGUCACCAUUGCUUACUAACGAGUCGCAACUGUGUCACUGGUGAUCAAUGUUAUAAAUCACAGUCGGUGUUUCUCCUCGGAGACCCAUUAGUAUCUGUCCACUGAGAGUAUCGCGGGAAUUUUCUCGGUGUCUGUUUUAAAGUUUCUACAAUAAACCCCUUUUUAAGUUCUAACUUUAGCACGAAUGAAUUUAAAUGAUCAAAGUACAGAAGGCAGUGUUGAUACAGUUUAUCGUGAUGUGACUCUUCUUUCUUAGCCUGCUCUCCCUUACACUUCAGGUCUCGAACAAUGGGUGCGCGACUUUUCUCCCAACUUAUCGCAGAAAGAGAAGCGUUACUUAUUAGCUAUCUCGUUUGAUAUUUAACUAAUUUUUGGAAAUAUUUAAAUGAAGAUAGUUUUGUUUUGUGGUGUUGUACUUAACUUUAUUUUUAUUUCCCGUUUUUAAUAUUGUUGUUUAUUUCAUAACAACUCGAAACUCGCAUUCAGCUAACGCCGAGGUACCCAGCAAAGAGCAGUUUUUGUUUUAGUGUCGAAAGUAAUCAUCUCUUGACCCCGCUCUAUGAUUGGCUGAAAGCUUGGUCAGUCCAACCACUCAAAAAAUCAGUUGUGAACCUUCAACCAAUCGCUGGCCUUUCUCUUCCUUUUACUCGCAUCUCUCGGGCUUCUCACUUCUAUUACCUAGAGAUUUAGAGUGCUGAUUGACUGUUUUGAAUAAUUUUGUUGUUACAAAAUUCAAUCAGAACUGAUUUGUGCACCGAUGAAUUUGUGAUCCAAAGAUGUAAGAAUUAAUUGCACAUUCUGCGAUUCUUUCAAUUGACGUUUUGGCUAAGGAUGGAUGAAAAUAUUUUAUUCUUCAGAUCCUUGAUGUGUCUGCAGUGGAUAUCAUCAGAGAAAAAGUAAAGAACUGUCAGGUUGAGAUAAUGAGCAGUUGUGGUCAUGCCAUUACUUUGGAAAGACCAUGGAAAUCAGCGAAAUUGAUUUUGAAGUUUAUCAAUUCACUUCCUAAAACUGAAAGGUGAAAUAGGAGGAAAAGAUUGAGGUUCGGGUCAGUCGGAUAGUGUUUGAAUAGGGAGAAAUGGAACAACCUCGGCAGAAGAAAAUGGGAAGCAGCCGAAUUUUCAAAAUGUCUUAACAUAUCGGAUUAUCGCGUUGCUCUGUAGAAAUUGAGUUUCUAUGUAAUUAUUUCAAUUCUAAAUGUGUAGAAGGUAUUUUUAGUUUUAAUUAUCCUAUGGUGAAAGUAAUGAAUUAAGUGUUGAACUUUUCUUCUAUGGGCUACUUUAAAGAUUGUAAAUUACCACCUAACUUAGCCCCACGAUUGCUUGGUAAUUUAGACCGAGAAGAAUUAAAUAUUUAUUAGACGAAUUUAAUGGGGCUUGCCAUUUGAAAGUAAAACAUCACGAUAUAAGUAUUAUUCAGGAAACCGAGUUGUUUCAGAUUGACACCCAUCAUUAGCAUUCCCCCGUCCAAUGACUAGUAGGAGUUCAAGAUCUUUGCUGCUGUUUAAGGAACUUUUGUGGUGUUGUACCAUGCCGUGAUAUUUAAUGUAAUUUCGUAUAGUGUUUUAUAAAAUAAUUCAAAUAGUACGCGCGCUCUGAUUGGCCAUAAAACCAUUUUACAUGAGCGUAUGUAAACACGGUUUUCAUUCCUCUUUCAUU
Molecule: messenger RNA, 6293 nt
Organism: Pocillopora meandrina
Lineage: Eukaryota; Metazoa; Cnidaria; Anthozoa; Scleractinia; Pocilloporidae
Source: the annotation of a GenBank genome assembly